Messenger RNA from Frieseomelitta varia, 1997 nucleotides. Its product is annotated as tubulin alpha chain-like. The record is from RefSeq and is a predicted model, not a curated record. The coding region runs from base 477 to 1805 and encodes 442 amino acids. Gene Ontology annotation, molecular function: GTP binding; structural constituent of cytoskeleton. The transcript is spliced from 4 exons. Gene Ontology annotation, cellular component: cytoplasm; microtubule. Gene Ontology annotation, biological process: microtubule cytoskeleton organization; mitotic cell cycle. NCBI's taxonomy places the organism in Eukaryota, Metazoa, Arthropoda, Insecta, Hymenoptera, Apidae.
AGAAAGAUCAAAUAUCGAAUGUACAUGACGUUUUCAACUCUCUCUCUUUUUUUUUUUUUUUCUAUUCUCAUUGCACAGUUUCGUUGUCCAGACAACUGAAAUAAAUUGUCAUAGGAUUUUUCUUUCUGGGUAGCGGAAGACAGGGUUCCAAAAUUCCCCGUAAUUGAGAAAAAUCUUUGAACGUUUUUUCGGCUCGGCAAUUCGUGAAAAUUUAAAAUAGCAUUUCAAGAUACUGUGUCCUAACGAAGUAAUCAAAAUGGUACGACGUACAAAUAUGAAAUCCACGGCAUUUUGUUACAGAAGCACGUUUCUAUGCCUGUUUUAACAACGUUCGGUUCAAUGCGAGACGAAUUACGUUUAUUUUUCAAGUUUCAAACAAUGCGAGAGAUUUCUUUGAUUACGGCAAGGCUAUUUUUAUUUAAUUGUCAAUCUGUUAACGGAAGUUAUGAAUCUUGCUCUAGCGCGAGUGUAUUUCGAUGCACGUGGGCCAAGCAGGUGUUCAAAUGGGCAACGCUUGCUGGGAGUUGUAUUGUCUCGAACAUGGAAUUCAACCGGAUGGAACGAUACCAUCAGACAAAGUGUCCGGGACAAACGAUUGUUUCAAUACUUUUUUCAACGAAACCAGCUCUGGCAAAAUGGUACCGCGCGCUGUGAUGGUCGACCUAGAGCCCACAGUCGUCGACGAAGUAAGAAUAGGCCGUUACAAGCAAUUGUACCAUCCUGAACAAUUAAUCACGGGCAAAGAAGAUGCCGCGAACAAUUACGCUCGCGGUCAUUAUUCCAUCGGUAGAGAAGUGAUAGACUCUGUAAUGGACCGAGUGAGAAGGUUGACGGAUCAGUGCACUGGACUUCAAGGAUUCUUCGUCUUUCAUUCGUUUGGAGGGGGCACCGGGUCAGGAUUCACCUCGUUACUUAUGCAAAAGCUAUCCGACGAUUACGGGAAAAAGAGCAAGUUAGAAUUUGCCGUAUAUCCGGCGCCGCAAGUAUCUACCGCCGUUGUGGAACCGUACAAUGCAGUUCUCACCACUCACACUACGAUCGGUCAUUCAGACUGCGCGUUUAUGGUGGACAACGAAGCAAUUUAUGAUAUUUGUAGACGGAAGCUCGGCAUCGAACGACCUUCAUACGCGAAUCUGAAUCGUCUUAUCAGUCAAGUGGUGUCGUCGAUAACCGCCUCCCUGAGAUUCGAUGGUGCACUGAAUGUAGACCUAACGGAAUUUCAAACGAACCUAGUGCCGUAUCCUAGGAUUCAUUUUCCACUGGCGACAUAUGCACCGGUGGUGUCAUCGGAUAAAGCCUUUCACGAGGGGAUGUCCGUAGCGGAGAUAACGUCCGAAUGCUUCGAGGCGUCCAAUCAAAUGGUCAAGUGCGAUCCUCGCGAAGGGAAAUACAUGGCAUGUUGCCUGCUUUAUCGCGGGGAAGUGGUGCCAAAGGACGUGAACGCCGCGAUUGCGGCGAUGAAGAGGAAAAGUUGCAUACGCUUUGUUGAUUGGUGUCCGACUGGUUUCAAAGUCGGCAUCAAUUAUCAGCCACCUACCGUUGUGCCUGGUGGAGACCUUGCCAAGGUACAAAGGGCGGUCUCAAUGUUGUCGAACACAACAGCUAUCGAGGAAGCCUGGUCUAAAUUAAAUUAUAAGUUCGAUCUGAUGUAUCACAAGCGAGCAUUCAUUCAUUGGUACGUUGGGGAAGGUAUGGAAGAAGGAGAGUUUGCAGAGGCGCGUGACGAUCUCGCCGCAUUGGAGAGAGAUUACGAGGAAGUCGCACUUGAGUCAUCAACCACACCAGAUGCUUCGUUGGAAUACUAACAGAAAUGCACAUAAUUCGUGCAAGUAUUUCGGCAUUUUCCAGCUACCCAAAGAAAGAAACUGAUAUAUGAUCAAAUUAAUUGUGUGUGCAAACGGAAUCAUAAUUUUAUAUUACGCUUCUGUCUUGUGAUUUAUUUAUUUAUUUUUACCUUUUUAAUAAAAGUAUUUUUUUAUAAAAUAAAUAAAAUAAUA